AUGUUUGUGGACGAGAGUUUGAAAUCUUCUCCUUUCUUUACCACGAUGGGAGCUGCUCGAAUAAAGCUGUCUCCUAUCGGAAUUGUUGUUCUAGGACUUGUUUUCGUCGCAAUAAUCUAUUACUUAUCCACAGAUGGCGGAAGUGGGGAGUUCUCCCAGAAGUACUUUGAGGGCGAAGACACAGUAUCGAUGGAGAGACUGAUUAGAACUGCAAUUUAUCUUGCCGAGAAAGGGGGGGAUAUCGUUCGGAAAAUCCGCAAAGGCGAAGAUUUAGGGGUAAGCAUAAGAGUAGACAUAUCCUUGAUAUCUUUGAGUCUCUUAAAGCAACAAACUCUAUCUAUACCCAUACAGCAAUCAAUUACCACUUACAGGUGUGAAUGUUUAGAAAGAUUAUUUGUUUACAGGCUCAAUUUUAAUGAUGUAAAUGUUUACUAAAACAUUAUUUGCUUUUAGAGCAAACUAGCCGGAAGGUCGUGGGUUCAAUUUUAAUGAUUUUUUAUUAAAAAAAAAAAAAAAAAAAAAUUGUUUCAUCUUUAUAACACAUUCACGUACACAGAUAUCCCUGUUCUCUUUUAGUGUCAUUUCUGGAUGUUAAGAAUUAUUAGUAACAUCGAAAAUUGUUUAAACAAAUGUGAGUAGUCUGAAAUUUUAAUAAAAUAUGCAUAAAUGUGAUGUGGCAUUUACGGUGAGUUUCUAACAACUGACAACGUGGAGGUAUUGGUAAUUUGCAUGUAUACUUCGAGUUGGUGAGCUUACGAGCGACAGCAAUUGCAAUUCAUUAUACCGAAGUUAAUUUAAAUUAGUUAUUUUGGGCUGUAUUCAACAUGAAUUACUUCUACGAACUGAUUUUCUCCACCGGCAAUAUCGGAAGGAUAAAAUUUUAACUACAUUCGGUAUAAUUUUUAAAAAUUAUUAUAAGCCUAGUUUAGUGGUAAAAAUUUCAUGUGCUCAAACGUAUUAAGCCUUAAUCCUUCAGUUGAGCACAUAAAAAGAUCAGUUUUUGAAUGAAUUUGGUUGGACCUGCACUUAAUUGCAAUAACGUUGUAAUUAUAAAGCAAAUUAAAAAGCCAAAAAGGAAAUAUUUAAUUAUACUUGCUUAUGAUUAAAACUGCCCUCUGGCCUUAUGCCUGCUAGCAGAACAAUUUUUCAGAGAAUUUCUAUCAAAAAAAAGUUGUUUCAAACUUCUUGAGAGAAUCAGAUGUUUGGUAAUUUCAAGCGAUUCCAAAAUUAAAAAAUUAAUAAUAAUUACAUGUUAAUUCUGUAAACUAUAUGCUAAUAAAUUCAAAUUUGGCUCUAUUUUUUUCCUUUUGAUGGAAAGUGCAACUAGGUGUGUCUAAUUUGGGUUUGUCUUAGCUAUUUACACAUGGGAAGUUUGACACUCAAACAUCUGCCAUUCAAAUAUCAAACUCUUUUUUUUUGCCAGACACGAAACACGAAAUUAGAGUAAUUUGAUUUUGCAUUCCACAAUUUUGUUCUCACUCUAAAGGACGAGUCGGACAAAUUAUGUUAUUUGUCUGAAGUAGGCAUCAAACUGAAUUAUUUUGGGUUGACUCAUGUAGAUAUCUGAGCUCAAUACUUGGAAAGGUUAAGGUUGAGCUGUCCCAGGUCUCAGAAAACUUUAAGGAUCAGUUAUUUAAAGAACGUUUUGCUGUUGUUUGACAAAACUGUGUCCUAAACAAUCCUCAAUUUAGCUGAAUCUUUCAUAUGAACAUUUAUUUUUUGUGAACAGUGUUAAAAGGGCCAAAGACUAAUUCUGGAAGGACAUUAACUUAAUUAAAUUAACCCCUCAUAAAGAAAGCCUUAGGCCCACUGAUUCCAUGAAGCCGUGCUUUGGGUUAGACAUUGUAUAAAUAACCAGCCUUAAAAGUUUCCCAAUACAAUCUAUUGAUUCAGAGCUGCCAACAGGAGCAGGAAGCCAGCCAAAACUGCUGGAUAGUCUUGCCAUCUUGAGUGCUGCUGAAAAUUCAAACAAUCAUUGGUACCUCUGUUUUGAAAUUGUUCUAUUUGUGGUUGAUCCUUUUCCCUUGAUUUACAGGAAGAAAGCAAGGGAAAGACUCGUGAAGGAGCCAACAAUCCAGUAACACAGGGAGACAUGUUAUCUCAUAGGGCCAUGUAUUAUGGCUUUAAAAAAGAAUUUCCUAGGUUAAAUGUGGUGUCUGAAGAACAUGACCACGGUGAAGUUGAUUUAAAAGAUGUUAAAGCUCCUGAUAUUUCUACAAUUAAGCUUGACGGCAAACUCUAUAACAAGGAGGAUGAGGUUGUAUCUGCUGGUAGCCUUCUCAUAUGGAUAGACCCGCUAGAUGCUACGCAAGAAUAUACAGAAAAUCUUGUUCACUAUGUAACUACGAUGAUUUGUAUUGUUGUCAAUGGAAAACCUGUGGCAGGUAUAAUUCAUAAACCUUUUCUUCAGGAGACAUAUUGGGCUUGGGUUGGCCAUGGAUCCUCAGGUAAUAUAAAUGUGCCACCUGAAAAAGAUUCUGCAUUGCAAAUGCCAAAGGUCAUUGUUUCAAGGUCUCAUGCUGGUAAAGUCAAUGCUACUGUUCGGUCAGCAUUUGGUCCACAAUCCAUGGUGAUACCAGCUGGAGGAGCAGGGUAUAAGGUGUUGUCACUCUUUGAAGAUAAAGCCAAUUGUUAUGUUCAUGUUACGCUAAUCAAAAAAUGGGACAUCUGCUCUGGGGAUGCCUUAUUGAGAACACUUGGAGGAAAGAUGACUACAUUAGAUAAUGAAGAAAUUAAUUAUGGUGACGGUUUUAAACCAGCUAACGAGAAAGGACUUGUUGCUGCAUUACAUAAUCAUGCUGAGUAUCAAGAGAAGCUUGCACACAAGUUAAAGUCAAAUGUCAAAACAAUACAUUAG
This is a messenger RNA of Pocillopora meandrina, 2857 nucleotides long. NCBI's taxonomy places the organism in Eukaryota, Metazoa, Cnidaria, Anthozoa, Scleractinia, Pocilloporidae. The record is from the annotation of a GenBank genome assembly.